AUGAGAUCCUUCACUUUCUCUCUGAGCCUAAGCCUAUGCCUAGCUCUAUCCCAAAGCGCUGUCUCCCUCACCAUUGACUCCCAACCUUCGCUCCUCCAAUUUCGCACUCCUAAAAUCACCGCCGAUUCGUUGCACAAUGUGUACCUCGACUUCGCCGACUCCUCCUUCGAGGGAGACCUGCAUAUUGUCUACGGGAACUGCGAAAAGGCCUCAGUAGACAGUCAUCACCAUUCUCUCGGCACUCUCUCCAUCAAACGAGACGCCCUCCCUGAGCGCAUCGUCUGGAUCACACCCCCGGACGCUCCUCACCUUCACUGCCUGCACGCCUUUCAUAACGAGCUCGGUUUGAUUGCCCGCUCCGAGCCCAUCCCCGUUACCUCGCCCAUUGUCCGCCGCGAGCCACUCGCAAUUGCCGACUACGCCGACGCAAUGGGUCCCUGGUUCGAUGGCGUCGCAUACCUCUCCGCGCAAGAACCGGGCAAGACCGCCGUCGCCAGUGCAAAGAACUCUUCCAUUGCCAUCAUCGGCGGUGGGAUGUCUGGUCUUAUGACCUCACUGCUGCUGUCUUCAGUGGGCAUGCACAACUGGCAUAUCCACGAAUCUUCGCACCGCAUCGGCGGCAGGAUCCGCACGCAGUACCUGAACAACACGCGCCCGGAUCAGUACCAGUACCAGGAAAUGGGCCCUAUGCGGUUCCCAGUGAGUAUUACGUACCCUGAGCAGAAUGAGACCCUCGAGAUCCAGGACCAUAAGAUGGUCUUCCAGCUGGGCAGGGUCCUCACGGAGAUGAACGAGAAGACGCACCCCGAGCUCCGGGUAGACUUUAUCCCCUUCAUCCAGAACAGCGAUAACGUCCCCGCAGCUGCUGGGGGGAACCGCCUCUCCAACGGCCGGAUCCCGACCGCUGGCGAAGUGGCAGCGGACCCGGACCUCGUCUAUACAGCCGCCGGGCCGAACGAAACGGUCGUGGAAGAGGCCGAGGCCGCAUACAGUGCAUACAUCGACCACGACGGCCUAUCCGCAAAGAAAGUGGCAGACAACAUUUUCCGCGCGCACAAGACGGCCGUCGAGCACGGGCUCUUCCACUGGUCUGAGGCCGGCUACCUCCGCUACGCACUCGGGUACUCCGACAAUGUGACCGACUACGUCGCCGGCUCAGGGCCGGAGAGUCCCAUGUGGGGAGAUAUUUAUGACAAUGUCUACUUCUCUGCGACCGAGUUCCGCACGAUUGACAAGGGCCUUGAGUCUUUCCCGCGCGCAUUCUAUCCGCACGUUGCGAACAAGACGACCUUUGGACGCAAGAUCACAGGCCUAAAGUACAACCAGACAACGUCCAAGAUCGCGGUCACCUGGCGCGACGAUCCACUAGCUCAGGUUCCAAGCAGUGAAGAUUAUGACUACGCGGUCGUUGCGGCGCCAUUUAGCAAGGUUCGAUUGUGGGAUCUCCCGCGUUACUCGAGCCUGCUUUCCCGCGCAAUCAAUGAGAUGAACUACAGUCCGAGCUGCAAACUGUCUCUGCUAUAUGAGACGCGUUUCUGGGAGCACCAGUCACAGAAUCCUAUCUUCGGGGGUUGCGGGAGUGUCGACGUUCCGGGUGUCGGGUCGGUCUGCUAUCCGAGUUUCAACAUGAACGGCACUGGGCCUGGUGUUGUUCUGGCCUCUUACAUCUCCGGCACACAGGCGAGGUCUGUUGGAGCUCUGAGCGAUGAGGAUUACGUGGGAAUCGUACAGCGAGCGAUGGUGGAAUUCCAUGGCCCGGUUGCCGCAGAACAGUUUACCGGUAUAUACAACCGUCAAUGCUGGGAGAUGGAUGAGCAUCAGGCCGGUGCAUGGGCGAGUCCGCUCGUAGGGCAACAAGAUCUGUUUCUGCCGGCUUACUACAACACCGAGUUUAAGACAAUCUUCAUCGGCGAGCAUACGAGCUACACGCAUGCCUGGAUCUUUUCUGCACUGGACUCUGCCGUUAGAGGAACGACGCAGUUACUUUUAGAUCUUGGGCUUGUGGACGAGGCGAAGCAAAUCGUGGAAGAGUGGAUGGGCCGUUGGAUUAAGCUGUAG
Aspergillus nidulans FGSC A4 is the source of this 2058-nucleotide messenger RNA. RefSeq names its product protein sarA. The record is from RefSeq and is a predicted model, not a curated record. Lineage: Eukaryota; Fungi; Ascomycota; Eurotiomycetes; Eurotiales; Aspergillaceae. Bases 1 to 2058 code for a protein of 685 amino acids. The transcript is spliced from 2 exons. Gene Ontology annotation, molecular function: oxidoreductase activity.